Messenger RNA from Acanthochromis polyacanthus (spiny chromis), 3255 nucleotides. It is a transcript of the gene ggt5a, whose product is annotated as gamma-glutamyltransferase 5a. The coding region runs from base 231 to 1889 and encodes 552 amino acids. Gene Ontology annotation, molecular function: leukotriene-C(4) hydrolase activity; glutathione gamma-glutamate hydrolase. Gene Ontology annotation, cellular component: plasma membrane. Gene Ontology annotation, biological process: inflammatory response; leukotriene D4 biosynthetic process; glutathione catabolic process. The transcript has 12 exons. The record is from RefSeq and is a predicted model, not a curated record. NCBI's taxonomy places the organism in Eukaryota, Metazoa, Chordata, Actinopteri, Pomacentridae.
UGAAAGGAGCUCAAAGUUCCUCAGGCAGGACUCAGCCACAUAAAGCCUCCCACGGUCCUCCCCUCCUCUUCAUGCGCUCCGGGCUGGAGGUGGAGCCAGGAUCUGCGGUGACCUACUGGGCUCCCGGUCAUUCAUUCAGUCAGACAAGGUGUAAUAAUCAGAGGAAAUAAACUAUCAUGGUCCUUGGAGACUUGAAUGAUCCCCUUCGGAGGCUCUGAGGAGAAACGGUCAUGGCGAGGUCAAAGGCGAAGCUGUACACUUGUUGCGCGCUGCUGCUGAUCUGCUUCGUCUCUAUAAUUGUGUGUAUUGCUGUAUUUACGAGGCGCAAGUGUCCAGGUGGCACUUUCUCACACGCUGCAGUGGCCACAGACUCUAAGAAAUGUUCAGAGAUUGGACGAGACAUCCUUCAGAGAGGAGGCUCGGCGGUAGAUGGCGCCAUUGCUGCGCUCCUGUGCACGUCCGUCAUGAACCCGCAGAGCAUGGGCAUCGGUGGGGGGUCCAUAUUCACGGUGAUGGACGGCUCUGGUAAAGUGAAAAUCAUCAACUCCAGAGAGACUGCACCCGCAAAGAUAAAGCCUGACCUGCUCGAGUCAUGUCCCAAGACCUUCCAGCUGAUGUCAGGUAGUCAGUGGAUUGGGGUCCCAGGGGAAAUUCGGGGUUAUGAAGAGGCACACAGGCUUUAUGGGAAGCUGCCAUGGGCCUCCCUCUUCCAGCCGACCAUCAAACUAGCCAGAGAGGGGUUUCCUGUUCCUCCGGUCCAAGGUCGAUACAUCCCACACACUGAUACAAAUGAGACGCAGCAACUACGGAAAUUAUUUUCAGAUGAUAGCGGGAACUUGCUCAAGGUCGGGGAUAUAGUGAAAUUUGAAAAACUGGCCGACACUCUGGAGUUUAUUGCCAAUCACGGUGCAGACGGCUUUUACUCUGGAAGAAUAGCUGAGGAUUUAAUCCGUGACAUACAGGACGCAGGAGGAUCGCUCACGCUGCAGGAUUUGGCGUCGUACAGAGUUACAGUGACUGAUGCGUGGGCUGUUCCUUUGGGAGAGUACCAGAUGUACAUACCCCCACCCCCUGCAGGAGGAAUCAUCCUCAGCCUCGUCCUCAACAUCAUGAAAGGAUAUGACCUGAAUCUAACAUCUCUGACUGGUGAACAGAAGGCGCUGACUUACCACCGCUAUGUUGAAGCUUUUAAAUUUGCCAAUGGAUUAAAGAAACACAUCCGGGAUCCAAAGUUCAGCUCAGAAGAAAUGGCAAAGAAAUUCACAAAGGAUAGCUUUGCAAACCACAUACGGAGCUUAAUUAGCAACGACAAGACUCACGAUCCCCAAUAUUACAACAUCACGCCGUACCUGGACACGCUGGGCACAUCUCAUUUAUCUGUGCUGGCUGAAGACGGAUCCGCUGUGUCUGUCACCAGCACCAUCAACCACAUAUUUGGCUCCAAGGUGUUCUCACCGAGCACUGGAGUCAUCCUCAAUAACGAGCUGUACGACUUCUGUGGGAAAGCUGCUGUCAUCCUUCCUGGGGAGCAGCCUCCUUCCUCCAUGUCUCCCGCUGUGCUGAAGUCUCAGCUGAAGACGCUGGUGAUUGGAUCGACUGGUGGGGGUAUGAUCACGACUGGGAUGGCCUCAACACUCAUGAACCACCUUUGGUUUGGAAAGAGCCUUAAGGAGGCAAUUGCUGCUCCGGUUGUUUAUGUCGACUCUGAAAGUGCAGUUUACUUUGAACCCGGCUUUGACAAGGAUGUAAUAGAGGCUCUUAAAGCUCUGGGACACAAUCACCAAACAGGAAAGAAAUUCUACAACGUGGUUAAUGCUGUGGAGAAGGAGGACGGCUGUAUCUGUGCAGUGUCUGAUACCAGGAAAAUGGGGGAAGCUGCCGGUUACUGAGAGCAAGAGUCAGCUGUGAUUUUUAUACAGGAUCCUCCUGAAGGUUACAGAGACCUUUCUGCAACCACAAAAUCUGCAGCAGAUGGUCUCUGUCCUGCUGGAAAAUCAUUGGAAACAUCCUGAAUAACAAGCUUCUUUCUCUUUUUCUUUCUUUUCUUUUCUUUUUAUUUGUUUCGGAGGGACACUGCACAUUAAUAAACAUUUUAUAUACAUAAAAAAAAUAAAUAAAUAAAUGCACCCGAAUUAGCCAAAAGGCUAAUUUGCAUCAGCUGUCCCCCCCUGCCAGAACUAAACUGAACACCUGCGGUAACAUGAAGCAGUCGAACACGUGGUUUCUGAGUAGAACUGGCCGUAACAACGACAUGAUGGAUUUUGUUGUGCAAGAAGAAACAACAACCUUUAUUUGUGACUGUCGCUAACUUUGUCUGAUUCCUCUAUUCAGCGUGCAGACAUUUUUUUUUUUUAAAUCUCUAAUGUCAUUUCUGCCUCUUUUUCCACUUCUGACGUACAGGGGGUCCUCUGCUUAUGUCGGAGUUCUGUUCCUACGGCUCAACCUAAAUCGAUUCUUGCCGUAAGUCGGAACGCCAGUGAAAAUGUAAACAAAGCCGCCCUAUGCAUCACGAUAUUGAUCAGUUCUUCAGAAAAGUCAUGAAUACCAACGACUUCCAUGCAUGUAUGAGUCAUUUUACAAGAAGAUAACAGAAUAUGUUGCACUGUUUUUACAACUUGAUCUACUUGAUUACGCUUGGGAGCAUGAAGGGCAAAAAGUUCGUGAAUGUAGCACAAUCCAAAGUGGCAUACAACCGGCGAAUGUAAACAAAGCCGUCUUAUAGCGCCGCACGACGACGUAUUCGUCUGCUCUGCUCACCUACUAGUUCUACAUAACCAGUUUUGACAAAACGACGAAAUGGCGUAGCUUGAGGACGUCGUAAAACCGAGGACCCCCUGUAUUUCCGUUGUGAAACUGGUAACAGAACUAGUCAACUCUUACCCAUUCCAUCACAUAAGUAACCUUCAUAGUACAUUCAUGUUAAUAUCUGAGACACAAAAACUUCUCAUAGCAGGCCAUUUUCAGCAGUUAGUAACUGGUUUGUAUCUAGUAUUAUCUUGUAUUCACACACUACAGGUGUUCUUUCACCUUUUACCACAUACAGUGAAUGAAACAUAGAUGUUAUUUUUACUAUUCAUAUGCAAUAUAUUCCUUUUUUACACGCUUCAUGUACAAUAUUGAAAUAUUGUUACAUUUGAAGACAUCCCUAAAUAUGCUUUUCAGGAUGCAGUUUUUGCAGGAAAAAUGCUAAAUGUCUGUACUUAGAAGGGCAAUUAUCACAAACUGCAUUAAACAAUUUUGGUUUUUGAAAUUUAA